Volvox carteri f. nagariensis is the source of this 1431-nucleotide messenger RNA. RefSeq lists its product as uncharacterized. The transcript has 4 exons. Bases 1 to 1431 code for a protein of 476 amino acids. Lineage: Eukaryota; Viridiplantae; Chlorophyta; Chlorophyceae; Chlamydomonadales; Volvocaceae. The record is from RefSeq and is a predicted model, not a curated record.
AUGCAGCCUCGCGUAUGCUUUUCUCUACACCAACUGUUGCUGCUGCUGCCAGUGCUUUUCGCCUGGGCCAUCAUUCUCGCAACAGACCAAUGCACCUUGGCAGCAACAGUCAAUCAAGGUGGUCAGAUACUUGAUAAUGAUCUCAGCAACGAGAGUACUGGAGACAUUGCGAAUAGUGGUCCGGAGCUCGCACGCAAUUACAUGGAUGCUUUGCUCGCCGACCCCGCCGCUGCGCGAACAAAGCUCUGUGGAAAUUUCACUAAGCGCAGCAAAGUGGCCGUCAUUUACACGUGCUUUGAGAGAAUGGAGAUGAUUCAAAAGUCGCUGCCAUCAGUAUUCCGCAGCAAGGGCAUUGAAGACUUCGACGUGUUCAUUUCACAAGACGGUAUCACUACUUCCAUCUUUGACGAUGAAACAUUCUCCAUUCCAAGCAACAUGCGCCACGUGUACAUCCACCAUCCAGUAAACCUAUGUACGGGACUUCACAUGCAUUUUGUUAAAUCGUUUGCCUUUGACAUCAUGGGGUACGACAUAUUAUUAAUUGUGGAGGAAGACAACGUACUUCACCCCCAGGCGCUUCAGCUGCUAGCCCGCAUGGCCGAGCUCUCCGUUGCGGAGGCGGAUGUCGGCGUUGUCAGCAUCCUGGACAUGGACAUGUCAGCUUUCCUGGAUGCGGGACGCUUCGGUGUGGGCCUUAUUCCGGUCCGGCCCACCACUGGGCACCUGUGGGUGUACGGCAUUCACCGCGUCAAGUACGACAUCAUCCGGCCGAUGAUGCAUGCCUACUAUGAUGUGAUAAAAGGCUAUGAUUACACAACCAAGCAUAAACCGCCCCUGAAGUUCAAGAUCGAGAGACUGUUGAUGCAGCAUGGCUUUCCGGCUAGCAGUCCGUUGUCGCAGGACCGUUUUUUCCUGAAUUCCCUGGCAAAAGCCAACUUCACCAAGCGCUAUCAAACGCUUUUCCGCUUCUUCGAGCCCAUCGGCAGCUACGGGUUGCACUUUAAGCAUAACAGCUCCUUCUUCCAAGGGAUGUUUGGACGGAAUAUGUACGCCGGUACGGUCGAUCCCCAAGCCGCUUUCGACGUUACGAAAGACCCACGAAACGUCGAAGCCAUCCGUGAUGGUGUACGGGAGCGCCUGACCAACCUUAUCAUGAAAUACCGGAAAGCAAAACCCUCCGAUGAGCUGGUCGGAAACACGUUCGACAGUUUAAUGGCAGGCCGGUUGCAAGGGCAAACUGUGGUCCAGAACAUUCAGGGGACAAACAAGGUGCCCCCUAGUCCUCCUCCUCCGCCGCCGCCGCAAACUGUUGUGGUGUGUACGACAAGCACGGGGGUGGUGUCUAACGGUGGUACGGCAAGGGAAGCUGCUGUUGCUGCUGCUUAUGGUGAUGCUAAGAUGAUGACGACGUCGAAACGACGACUAGAAUGA